Messenger RNA from Camelina sativa (false flax), 1929 nucleotides. Its product is annotated as F-box/LRR-repeat protein 3. The record is from RefSeq and is a predicted model, not a curated record. Gene Ontology annotation, molecular function: protein binding. NCBI's taxonomy places the organism in Eukaryota, Viridiplantae, Streptophyta, Magnoliopsida, Brassicales, Brassicaceae. Gene Ontology annotation, cellular component: SCF ubiquitin ligase complex. Gene Ontology annotation, biological process: SCF-dependent proteasomal ubiquitin-dependent protein catabolic process.
AUGUCAAUGUCUACAUCAAUGUUAUCCGUUUUGUCUGAAGAUCUUCUGGUUCGUAUCUACGGGUUUUUAGACCCACCGUGUCGGAAAACAUGGCGUUUAAUCAGCAAAGAGUGUCUCCGAGUCGACUCGUUGAGUCGUACCACGAUCCGACUCCUCCGAGUCGAGUUUCUCCCGGCGCUUCUCCUCAAGUACCAAAACCUCUCUUCCCUCGACCUAUCCGUCUGUCCUAAACUCGACGACGAUGUCGUUUUAUGUUUAGCAUUAGACGGCACGGUUUCUACGUCAGGCAUUAAGUCGCUCAACCUGAGCCGAUCCACCGCGGUUCGAGCCAGGGGACUUGAGACGUUGGCUCGUAUGUGUCACGCUCUUGAGCGCGUUGACGUGUCUCACUGUUGGGGUUUCGGCGACAGGGAAGCGGCGGCGCUGUCGUCUGCCAAGGGGCUGAGGGAGCUGAGGAUGGAUAAGUGUUUGAGUUUAAGCGACGUUGGAUUAGCGAGGAUCGUUGUUGGAUGUGGUAAUCUGAAUAAGAUUAGCUUAAAAUGGUGUAUGGAGAUCUCUGAUCUUGGGAUUGAUCUUCUCUGUAAAAUUUGCAAAGGAUUGAAAUCUCUCGAUGUCUCUUAUCUUAAGAUCACGAAUGAUUCGAUUCGUUCUAUAGCUUUGCUGCCAAAGCUUGAGGUUUUAGAUAUGGUAAGCUGUCCUUUGAUAGAUGAUGUUGGGUUACAAAUGCUAGAGAGUGGUUCUCCUUCAUUACAGGAGAUCGAUGUAACAAGGUGUGAGCGUGUGAGUUUGUCUAGCUUGAUCUCUAUAGUUAGAGGCCAUCCUGAUAUUCAAGUCCUUAAAGCCAGUCACUGUGUAUCAGAAGUUUCUGCAAGCUUCUUACAGCACAUAAAAGAUUUGAAGCAUCUCAAGGUUAUAUGGAUUGAUGGAGCUCGUGUUUCUGAUUCCUCUCUUGUAACCUUAAGCUCUAGCUGUAGAUCCUUAAUGGAGAUUGGAUUGAGCAGAUGUGUUGAUGUAACGGAUAUUGGGAUGAUGGCACUUGCACGCAACUGUUUGGACCUGAAAACUGUAAAUCUGGCGUGCUGCGGAUUUGUGACAGAUGUAGCCAUCUCUGCUUUAGCUCAGACUUGCCGGAAUCUGGAGAUUUUGAAGUUAGAGUCUUGUCAUUUGAUAACAGAAAAAGGUCUUCAAUCGCUCGGAUGUUACUCCAAGCUUCUUCAAGAACUCGAUCUUACUGACUGUUGUGGCGUAAAUGACAUAGGGCUAGAAUAUAUCUCAAAGUGUUCAAAUCUUCAAAGAUUGAAACUUGGACUCUGCACAAAUAUCUCAGACAAAGGGAUCUUUCAUAUUGGUUCCAAAUGCUCGAAGCUUCUAGAACUUGAUCUAUACCGCUGUGCCGGUUUUGGAGAUGAUGGUUUAGCAGCUUUGUCUCGAGGUUGCACGAGCUUGAACCGACUCAUUCUAUCGUACUGCAGUGAACUAACGGACACUGGGGUUGAACAAAUCCGCCAGCUAGAACAUCUGAGUCACCUUGAACUACGAGGGCUAAAGAAUAUAACCGGUGUUGGUUUAGCUGCAAUAGCGUGCGGCUGCAAAAAAUUGGGCUACUUGGACCUGAAACUCUGCGAGAAUAUUGAUGAUUCGGGUUUCUGGGCACUAGCUUACUUCUCAAGAAACCUAAGACAGAUAAACUUGUGCAAUUGCUCGGUGUCUGAUAAGGCUUUAUGCAUGUUGAUGAGCAAUCUGAGUCGGGUUCAAGACGUUGACUUAGUUCAUCUGAACCGUGUGACUGUAGAAGGGUUUGAGUUUGCUCUGAGAGCCUGUUGCAAUAGGCUCAAGAAGCUUAAACUACUCGCACCUCUCAGAUUCUUGCUCUCAUCAGAAUUGCUCGAGACGCUUCAUGCUCGUGGUUGCCGCAUUAGGUGGGACUGA